Osmia bicornis bicornis is the source of this 8508-nucleotide messenger RNA. RefSeq lists its product as uncharacterized. Gene Ontology annotation, biological process: nucleoside metabolic process. NCBI's taxonomy places the organism in Eukaryota, Metazoa, Arthropoda, Insecta, Hymenoptera, Megachilidae. The record is from RefSeq and is a predicted model, not a curated record. The coding region runs from base 629 to 2491 and encodes 620 amino acids. Gene Ontology annotation, molecular function: catalytic activity. The transcript has 13 exons.
AAUUGGUCUUUUCGCAGUUAUGGACUUUGGUGAACUGCGGUAUAUAUAAUGAUGAAUGUGACGUCACAAUUUAACAGAUGUGAUGCAUCUUUUCGUUUACGAAAAACCAUAGAUGACGUAAUUGAAAUAACACGUCAUAGUUAAAUAUAAGCAGUGACUAUAGUCACUGUAUAUAUAUUCGUUGAUAUAAGUAUGGCGUAGGGCGGUGUCAUGUGUCACUAUUUCGAUCGAUAAUUGUUUUAACGAUAGUGUUCAAGCCGAUCGUUGAGCGUCGCCCAUUUUAUGUAUCAAUAGACACUGUGCAUUUUUCUGUUAUGCAUUACCCAUUAGAAAUUAUUCUUGCCCUGUUUACGUGAGGAAAUGCUAAUCAAACAGAACAAAGAGGUUAUAUAGAGUUCUCAUUUUGACAGGCGCAAACACCGAGCCACACCGAGCUCUGUGGUGGGACAAUAAGGAAAGGCGGUUAAAAAGUCGCACAGUAGAAGACUGACCGUCGUUAGUUGAACAGAGUUUGAACUCGUAGUAUCACGUAGUAUAUUAAGCUUCAGUGAUAUUUAUUAACUAUUUUUUAUUUUCUGAAAUCGUAAAUAAAUAGCUAUCAGAAUAAAGAUAAAAGAUAAGAAAAACAAUGACCGAGAUGGAUAAUAAAAAGACAGAACACAUUGUCAUGACACCAAAAUGUAAAACUGCAAAUUCUACAACACUUAUAAUAGAAAGGCAAGUUUUAGAACCACCAGCAGAAAAUGGAAAUGAAAACAAUGUUCACAUUGCUGGAGGGGAUCAUAAAGGAAUAGUUAUUAAUAAGCAAGCAGCUUCUGUUACAAAUGGUGAAAUUCAUCCAGCACAUCUUUGUUUACAAUUCAGAGUAUUUUUGGUAAGUGCUCAAACUGGAAAGCACACGCAGGAAUCAAGAACUCUUCAAUUUUGGUUUUCUGGUACAUUAUCAGAGAGUGAACAUCCUAGUGUAGCACAAGAAUUUUUCAGGGAAUUAGUGAGUCCACAAGAAUUUCCAAGAGAUUAUGUUGGUUUUAUAAAAAAAAUAAUGAAAUUAAUGUUACACAAGUACCCCACUAUUAAAAAGAUAGAAGUAGAAUUGAGACAGCUUGAAGAACCAAUAACUCUUCCAACUAGACCAUCUGAUACUGGUCACAUACAAUUGACACUUCCAUAUAAGAAAAUUAUUUGGAAAUCAGUGUCAACAGAUGAAACAGUUAUGGGACAAGUAAUUGAACUGACAUUAGAAAAAGUAUUAGAACUUAUUGAGUCAGCUUAUCCAAAUCCAGUAACAGUUACUGAUAUGGCAAAAGAACAUGGGUGGGAUCCUUCUGCUGUUGAAAUAAAGUUAAAAGAAUUACAAGAAAAGGGUGUUGUUAAAGCAAUGGAACAUGGAGCUUUCACUAGAGUUGUGCACCAAGAUACUCAAGUUCAAGUCGUAAAACAAAUGCCAACUAUGGCAAGUGCAAAACAACCAACUAUAGCAAUUAUUACUGCACAGUAUUGUGAGAAACUGGCAGUUGAUUCAAUGAUUGAAAACAAAGAGACGUUUGUUCGUUAUACAACUGUUGGUACGGCAAGUUCACCUGAUGCGACAGACGGAGUACCGCGAGUGAUAUGCCGUUUCGGUGAAUCAAAUGUUUAUACAUUAGGUAAUAUUGGUGCACACAGAAUUGUAUGUACAAAGCUACCAACUGUAGGUCAUACAAGAGAAGCAAUGACUGCAGCAGGAAAUACAACUACUAGAUUAUUAGGUACAUUUCAAAAAGUGGAUUUCGUUUUUCUAAUCGGAAUUGGAGGAGGUGUGCCACAUUAUACAGAUUAUAAUAAACAUGUACGACUCGGUGACGUGGUUGUUUCAUAUCCUGCUCCUGUUAAUAAAAAGUACAUCUAUGCUUAUUGUGAAAGUGCAAAGACGAACGAAAGUGGUGAUUAUCAUUUUGAAACCAAAGAAUACUGCCCACCAAAUUUAUAUCUUCAAGAAAUUGCUGCCAAUCUUAGAGACCAAUCGGAGAAUGAACCAAAUCCUCCAUGGCAAAAGUACCUGAAAGAAGGUUUAGAUGCAUUAAGUAAUCAAACGGAACAUGAUUUUAAAGCACCACCGCCGGAAUCUGAUAAAUUAUACAUGGCUAUUGGUGAAAGAGAUGUUAUUGAAGUUGCACAUCCUACUGCGCCCUCCGAUGCUGUAAAUAAAAGGGUGGAUGGUUGUUCACGCAUUCAUUUAGCUCCAGUGGCAUCCGGUAGACAUAUCGCUCGCGACGAUCAACUUAGGCAGAAAUUUGCGGCUCGUUUUCGAGCCCUCGCAUUCGAUGCAGAAAUGGACGCGGUAGUUGAAAGUAUUUUGGGUAAUUGCCGUGAAAGUUUCGCCGUUAUUCGAGGUAUUUCUGAUUACAAAGAUGGCUCCCGUAUAAAAGAAUGGCAGCCCUAUGCGUCCUUAGCUGCUGCUAGCGUGAUGAAAUCUAUCAUUUGCGCUAUGGAUCCACCCACUAAUGUGUAAUAUCCUUAUUGAACAUUGCUUUUCCUUUCAUUCCGCAUAGUAUGUUAUGCGUAAGAGUAGUGUAAUUUUUUUGCAAUUUCUAUUUUAUGCAGCAUUUCUAUACAAGGUGGACCAACUAUUUUUAUUGAUUUAAAAUAAUUAACGCGCUUGAUAUAAAUCAAGCGCGAAAAUUGCAUAAUAAUUAUUCAGUGAACAAUUUAGUUUUAUUUUCCGGGGUCACUUAAUAGAUGUCGCAUUGAAAAUGCGACAUAAAUCAAUCAUUUGUCUUACGAUCAUCAGAAAGUAUGAUUGUGAUUGAAACUUAUGAUAGUAAGAUGCACCAAGUGCAUUUUAAUUAAGGAAAUUAUAGUUAGUACGAAUGACUCUUUAAACGGUAGGAAUCAAUAAUACAGUACGCUCACGCUUUCUAAAUCAUUUCUAUAUCGCUCAAAAAUUAUACACCUAAUGAAUGAAAAUUCAUUUUGAGACAGCUGUUUGGAGAACACUUUUUACAAUCUUUGCAUUUAUAAAGAACGUAUACCUUUUCAAAACUAUUAAUCUAAUAUUUAUAUCCAUUUGUACUGUUAUUAGUUUUAUGUGAUUUUGAAAAUUUUAUAGGAUUUACAUGCAACUAUUAUUCUUUUAUAUUGCUUAAGUACGAGGUUGAGAAAUUAAUGUACAGUAUCGAGUACAAUAGGCUUCCCUAAGGAAAAUGGCGUUAUAGGGACCGCUUGUGAAAAGUGAUGGGAACUUGAGGAAGGGAAAGCCUUCGAGGAGGAUCGGGAACCUGGAAAUCUGGGGAGUUCUAUGGCGAGGACUAUGAACUCUGAAACCCAAAAAUCCGGCCAAGCCCGGGGGGGGGGGGGGGGCAAUUGUCAUUUUCCCCAGGGAAGCCUUCCAUUCUCAAUACUAUACAAGAUUAAUCAGUUCAGUGAUCCUAAGACUGGUGCCAUUUUCAUUUGCACACGCGUAGAUUCUUUAAAAGUCUAUUACAUAGCAAAACAAUACAUUUCACAAUAUGAGAGAUCAUAAUUUUUGCAAUAGUUAUGUAGUUUAAUUAUUGUAACAAUAAGGUCCUCGAAUAUCAAAUCUUAUCGGACAGGAUCCGAAUUAAAAUAGAUAGAACCAUGAAAAGCUUUAAAUGAAGCCUUGGGUGUAGUCAGCAAAACAAUUUAAUCGUAGAAUGUGAUAUCUAACAUUGAAAGCAGAAAGUAAUUUGGCAGUAUUUAUUGAAACGCAAUCAAUGUGUCGUUAAAACAUUGUCAUAGGAAAUAUUACAUGUUUAUCAGAGUAUAUUGCCGUUUCAAACAGAGUUGCCGACUUUAUUCGUGGGUCAUAAAUGUGUAUAUCCACAGAAUUGGGAGAGCUAAAAAAGUAUAAAUAUAUGAUACCGUCCGAAGGUUUGAUUGUACUUUCAGAAAUAACAGCAGCAUAGCGAGUAUUUCUAAGUAUGGUAUCCCUUUUCAUAAACCUAUUAAAUACAACAAGUGAAAGAUAUGCUUUCACUAAAAUCAGUACAUAAAUACAAUUUAUUUGUAUAUAAAAUUAAAGGAUCAUAGCAAAUUUUUUUUUACCUAUUAAUUAUGAUUCUUUUCUUGUAUAGUCAUUGGAUAUAUUAUUAUUCUAAUGCAUUUAAAUUGAUUAAAGUUUCACAUUUUAUUUUUGUAUGUAUUCUACAAAUCACCUACCAAAAUUUAAAAAAAUACAGAAAUUCCAUUGUAUUGUACAUAAUUUUAUCUAAAUUAAUAAGUGCAAUUAAAACUUUGGAUGGUAGUAUACAUACCAAAUACAUUAGAAAUUGUACAAUUAAUUAAAAUUAAUUAAUCCAAGUGCCAAUGUGUUCAAUAUAUUUGGUUGAUGGGGAAGUAAGGGAAAUAUCUCUGAAAGAUAAAGAAAUUAGAGGUAUUCCAGAGAUCAAAUUAUCAACUUUCAAUCAUUAUUACAUAAUCAGAUUAAUAGUUAAACCUGAAAUUGAACUGAAUUUUGUUUACAAGCAAUAUUUUACUUUAUCUUUUAGAGUGGUAUCCUCGUUGCCAGCAAAACAGACCAAAAUAUUACUGAAUUGUAUUGUCUCUUUAAAAAGUCGACGCGAAUAUUCAAAGGUUUAAGAAACCUUAAUAGAAAAAAAGAAAGGAAAUUCAAUACCUUUAAGGUUUGUUGAAGAACCUUUCAAAAUGUAACUUCCUCGCAUUUCAACGUCUUGAUAGAUUCUAAAGCACAGGGUAGCAUAUGAGAACUCUAUAUAGUAUAAUAUUUAAGUGACAUGCAACUAUCGGAUUCGAGCAUAAAUCUAAACGAUUAGAAAAGUAGUACAUACAUGUAGACAUAAGUAAGUACACAUGCAUUGUUAACAGCAUCAAAAUCUUAGAAUUCAACCUGGAUCGUGAUGAUAUUAAUUCGGUAUUUGUCAUUGAUUGUCACUGAGAAGCUCUUUAUUUAUUUAUUUAUUUGUUUGUUAUUUAAAGACAUUUAUAUUUUAUAAUUUACAAAAUAUGUAAACAAUUUUCAUUUCACGAAUGUUAUUUAGUUUUUAUUGUUUUGAAUGAACAGGAUGUUCAGCUUGUAAAAAAUAUUUCAUACAAAAAUGUUUCUAUUUCAAACAAAAAACAACAAGUAGCAGAAAAUUCAGUAAAAAAAGAAGACUGUUUUAACUUUCAUUAAUAACACCAUAUCACUGUUAAAUUUUAACUAAUACCAUCAUUGCUGUUUUGGAUGUUAUUGACUUUAUUUAAAAGUAAAUAUAAUUCCUGGAUAUUGCAUGUUUGGAAUAGAUCAGUUUUUGUAUUCAAUAUUUUUUGUCAGAACACUGGUGAGCACUCUGUAUAUAUGAUAUUGAUAUAUUAGGUGAAAGAUAAGAGUAGAAAAAAAGGGAGUAACAGGACCUCAGAUUAAUCAAUGAAAAAAAAAGAAAAAAAAAAACAAAUCACUUGUUGCGUAGAAGCACAUUUUUCAAAUUCUAUAUAGAGAAUGAUUAUCAUAUAAUAUAUAUGUAUUAUUAAAUACAGACACACGAAUACGUAAAUACAGAUAUACAGUUAUUUAAAAUAUUUAAUAUAUAUAAAAAUAUUAUAUAAGUUUUAUUAUGUGGUAAAACUCUUAAGUUCAAUUUACCUGAUAACAGAUUCCUACUUAUAAGGCCUAGACGUUAUUUUGUAUGGCACGAAUGAACUUUGUUGUUACGUUUAAACGGGGCUUUCGGGCUUCAAGCUUCCAUACUUACGCAUUUACAAGAUUUGUGUUAAUAUCGGGCGCUUUAAACGCUAGUCGCACUAUUGUGUUUUCUGUCUGUUUUACAUGUAGCCUGUAUCGUUAAGUGAUCGAUGCCUGCCAAAAGUUUGGAACCGCUGUACAAACCAUAGAUCACAGAGAUCUACAAAAAAUAAACAAUUUUUAUUAAAUUUUGCGGCUUUACUUACUAAAACCAUUUUUCUUUCGUUCUUCAAUGUUGCAAGAAACUGAGAUAUUUGCAUUUAGUUGUAAUUAAAAUAAUCAGAUUUCCUAUGGUUUCUUAUUGCACAUGUAUAUUAUUUUAAAAUUAUUAGAACAAUUAUCAAAGUAUUUGGAUGUGUAUGAGUAAUGUAAAUCAAGUUUUUGUAUAUUACGUAAAAUUUGACUUGCAAAGUUACUACGAAGCUGAUUGUAAAAGACUCAGUUAUUAAUAAGCCAAGGUCCAGAAGUGGUAUCCUCAGACUUCAAUGUUUUAAAAAUAGCAAAACUUCAAAGUAGUUGUGGAAUUACAACUCAUUCGUUAUAUCGUCCAUAAAAUAUUUGAUAAAUAGGUGAUUCCAAACUUUUAGUUGGCAGUGUAUAAGACGUCUCAUACAGCUGGGAUAAGCUAUGCCUCUAAAAUGGUAGAAGAUUAUAUAUUUUUUUAAACGUCAAACAAUGCAUUUUGUUAUUCUGUAUGAAAAGGUAUUAGGGACUUGGGUCGAAAAUGAAUUAGUUCAAAAGAUAUUUUAGGAAGAGACAGGGAGAGCUUAGGGUCUAACAAAUUUUUAUGGAAUUGUAUACUUUGUUACAUGUCAAUCGAAGCGUAUUUUUUUUCUGUAUAAAAAAGUAUGAAGGGUCGAAAAUUGAAUGGUUUAAAAGAUAUCCGAGGGAGAGACCACCAGACUCUACCUGUCUCUCCCUAAGAUAUUUUUUUAAUUAACCAAUUUUUAACCCAGGUACUUUAAUACUUUUUUGUAGAUAAUAAAAAGACGCUUCGAUUGACGUAUAGAAAGUUAUGUAUCUAAUUCUGUUUUAUAAAGAGAAGACAACCUUGAAAUCUUUGGAACCGCUUCAUUUCCGGUACCGACACUUGCAUCACAUGAUGUUCCAUUCGACAUCAUUUAAUUUUUUCCAAGACUUUUCUUCUAUCUUAUACAAUUUUAGAGCUGUAGCUUGGCCCAGUUGCAUGGGACACCCUUAUCUACGUCCAGCUGGUUUGUAUUUAACACUUUCGUUAAUAACACUCAUUUGAACAGUCACUUGUAAUAAAUCAUACAAUUAUUAAUUUGCUAUAAUAUAUUUUCUAAAUAUGAAAUAGAAAAUGAAAUCAUUGAACUUUUUUUACGCAUUGUACUAUUCUUUAUAUUUAAAUAUAAAUUAAAACUGAGUUUCUUAUUAGACAUGCAAAAUGAGAAUUCUAACGAACGUGUAAAGUGAAACUUAUUUAGCUUCCGUAAUGUACAUACAAUCACAAUGGAUUUCAAUUUUGUCCAGUAGAAGCUAAUGUCUUAAACAUUUAUUGUAACUAUUACAUGCCAUUUUGAUUCGAAAAAAUAAUUUAUCGUUCUAAUUUAGUAACUAAUGACUGUAAUGUGUGUUGAAAGAAGUUUUAAAGGUUCAGAAAUGAAAAUUUAUGCUUCUUUAUGCUUAUAUUCGAGUAGUCUUCCGGCCAUCAGAAUGAUUCAUAUUGAGAUGAGACCUUGCUUAGAUAUUGCCUGGUUAACAAAAUGGGUGCCACCGAAACGUUUUCCAUGAAAUUAUAUACUAAUUUUCACACGAAUUAGACAUCACAUUGGCGCAUUUUCUCAAAAUCGUGGAAAAAGGUUUAUUUCUAUUAAUUUAUGGAUUAAUUGUGUAUAAUUUUCUGGUAGAUAGUUCCAAUAUUUAAGUUACAACAUUUUUGAAAAUAUGUCAGUCCAGGGUUAACGAGGUUGGUGUUGUAAUAUUUCAUGACGAAAUCAAAUUUUGGAAAAGAGACAACAAGAUUGAAUUUAAUGGUAAUUAGAAGAAUGAUAGUAAUUUCGGUGAAUGUUUUGGUAGCUUCCAUGAUUAGUAGCAUUUUAUUAGAAUUACAAUAUUUACAGGGGAAGAGGAAACAAAGUGUUGUGUCUAAUUGUAAGUUACUUCAACGCGGAAGAGAAACUGUGAUAAUAUCUGGGCUUUUCUGCGUGAAGUAAGGAAAAGUACACAUAGAGAGAGCUAUGAUGGAAAUACAGUGACUCAAACAUUUUUUCACGUAAAAGUUUUAUUUGUUGCGCAAAAUAACUGUAUGUUAUUGAUUUAAUGAUAUGAACGCGCGCAAUAAUUAAGAUAAAUGAAACAUAAUGCAAUAACUUUAGCAUUCAUUCUUUGUGAAUUAUUUAUUCAAAAUCUCACAGUAAAAUAUAUUAUUCUUAAAGUUUGUAAAUGCGUAAACAAAUAUGAGUCAUUGUAAAUUGGAUCCCGAAUGUUCGAUUCUGUUAUAAAAUAGGUAAUAUGGUAUGCGAAAAGAAAAAGUAAAAAAUACAUUUUUGUUAAUAUUUAGUAUAAAAACAAAUGACAGCAUAUAAUUUUGUUUAAAGGGAAAAAUUUUUGUUCAAAAAUAAUUUUGUUCCAGGGGUGAGAAUUUGUAAAAAUCAAGAUAAGACAAAUUUAUAUGAAAGUACUAUUUUUAAUUUCGACAGGUGAAGAAAUCUUUUCGUAUCAACUUCACGUAGAUCUUUAUGAAAUUUCAUCUCCAUAAUGUGGUUUCAAUAAAUAAAGGUCCAUUGUUCCUAUGUUUAUUGCUAUAUAUUUUGUGUAUAACAUAGUGUUGUAAUUCUUUUGUAUAUUAAAUUUGUGUACAAUUU